CAACACCAUUACAAUAUUCUAUAUUUUCUCUAUUUAGCAUGGAGUAUUGCUAUAGUGACACAACAAUUACUUCACCAUCUUCCCCUUCUCCUCCCCCUCCUCCGCCGCUGCCACAUGUGGCCAGCCCUUGUGCCGCUUGCAAGAUCUUGCGUCGGCGAUGUGUAGAAAAAUGUGUGUUGGCACCCUAUUUUCCUCCAAAUGAUCCACUCAAAUUUGCCACUGCUCAUCGUGUUUUUGGAGCUAGUAAUAUAAUCAAAUUCUUGCAGGAGCUGCCAGAGGACCAAAGAGCAGAUGCUGUGAGUAGCAUGGUUUACGAAGCGAAUGCAAGAUUAAGGGAUCCUGUGUAUGGAAGUGCAGGAACGAUUUCCCAACUCCAAAACCAAGUUAAUGAACUUCAACGACAACUAGCAAUGGCACAAGCUGAGAUUGUCAACAUGCAAUCUCAACAAGCAUAUCUUAUGGCCCUCAUUUGGAUGGAAAAAUGGCACAGUAUGAGUCCUCACCAACACCUUUCCUAUGACAAUGAUUGCCCAACUAAUAUGAGGUUCCUAGAUGAAAAUCUUGGAUCAUUAUGGGAGCAUGUUUGGAAAUGAAAAUUAUAUAUCGACUAUCACAAGUUUGGAUAUGACUUAGAAAACAAUUUACGGGAUGAAACUACAAUCGAGAAUUUCGCAAUUGUAUUCUUGACUAGUAUUGUUUUGUUUGGAACUUAAAAAUUGUUAAUGAAGUAUCAAGCUUUCUUAUAGGUUUCA
Messenger RNA from Olea europaea var. sylvestris, 752 nucleotides. Its product is annotated as LOB domain-containing protein 1-like. NCBI's taxonomy places the organism in Eukaryota, Viridiplantae, Streptophyta, Magnoliopsida, Lamiales, Oleaceae. Bases 39 to 593 code for a protein of 184 amino acids. The record is from RefSeq and is a predicted model, not a curated record. The transcript is spliced from 2 exons.